AUGGGGAGUAUAGUUAACGAAGCUCAAAGUGCCUUUGUAAAGGGCAGGCAAAUAUCAAAUAAUAUCCUUCUUGCACAUGAGCUUAUCAAAAACUAUGGUAGGAAACACCUGUUACCAAGGGUUAUGAUCAAUAUAGACAUCAGGAAGGCUUUUGAUUAUAUAAGUUGGAACUUCAUACAAGACAUUCUGACGGAUAUGGGUUUCCCACUGGUUUUUGUUAAAUGGAUCAUAUGCUGUAUCUCUACACCAAAUUAUUCUAUCUCUCUGAAUGGUAGCUUACAUGGAUUUUUCAAGGGUGAAAGAGGACUAAGGCAAGGGGAUCCUCUUUCCUCCUACAUAUUCAUUCUAGGCAUGGAAUACCUGACAAGAAUGUUGAACCUGUUGAAAGAUGAUAAAAAUUUCAAAUUUCACCCCAAAUGCAAAAAUCUAAAUAUAACACAUCUAGUGUUCGCUGAUGAUCUCCUUCUUUUCUGCAAAGGGGAUCCUUAUUCAGUGAAUAGACUUUAUCAAUGUGUUGAAUAUUUUGGAGCAUGCUCUGGUUUAGAGGCAAACCCUGCAAAAUGCUCUAUCUUUUACAGUGGAGUUUCUGAUGAAACCAAACAUGAGAUUAGUAAUUCCCUGGGGUUCCCUGAAGGUUCUCUUCCAAUCAGAUAUUUAGGCCUUCCUCUUAUAAGUAAAAGGAUGUCUUACAUAGAUUGCAACCCUCUGCUUCUGAAGAUAUCAAACCAGUUCCAGAGUUGUAUGAAUAACAAAUCACUGUCUUAUGCUAGAAGAAUACAGAUUAUUAAGAGUGUUAUAUUGGGUAUUCAAAAUUUCUGGACAUCUAGCUACAUCCUUCCAGUAAAAGUUCUACAAAAAAUUGAUGAGCUAUGUAGGUGUUUUCUAUGGGGCAAAUUAGAACAUACUUCUAAACCUUCUCUGGUAUCAUGGAGUAAUGUCUGUGUUCAAAAGAAAAAUGAAGGGUUGGGAAUCUUCUCGGCAAGACUUUGGAACACUGCUGCUGCCCUCAAAAUCCUGUGGAGUAUCCACAUGAACAAGGAGCAUUUGUGGAUUAAAUGGUCCCAUGAGAACUAUCUGAAAAAUAGUAGCAUUUGGAUGGUAAACGCUAGAAAGGGAGACUCUUGGAUGUGGAAACAACUAUUGAGCAUCAGAGAUAAAUGUAUUGAUUUGUGCGGAGGGAUUGAAAACCUCAAACAGCUUCUCAAUUCUUGCUGUAACAACUCAAAAAUCCAGCUCUCUGACAUAUACUCCAGGUUGUCACCUAUUACAACUCAAGUGGCAUGGCACGAUACAGUUUGGGAAAAUUUAAGCUAUCCAAAACACUCGUUCUUACUGUGGCUGGCAGUCCAGGACAAGCUUCAAACUCAAGACAGACUCCUCAGAAAUGGAAUUAUCCAGACAUCAGUCUGUAAGCUAUGUGACUGUCCUAUCUCAGAGAGCAGAAAUCACCUCUUUUUCGAGUGCACUUUGUCAAAUAUAGUUUGGAAUGGUAUUAUGGAAUGGCUCAACUUCAAAUGGAGAUCUUGUAACUGGUCUACCCUCCUGAAUUGGUUCUUUUUCAGGUUGAGGGGUAAGGGUAUGAAACAAAAGAUUAAGAGGAUGGCGUUGGCUGCAACAGUUUAUACUAUCUGGAAAGAAAGAAACUGCAGAAAUUUCAAAUUGAAGAGUAAAGCUCCUGAUACUUUAAUUAAGAACAUCAAGAUAGAUAUCCUCACUGCCACUCUGAAUUCUCAGUCAUCUGAAUGCAGGGAAUGGGGUCUCUCUAUAUAG
Messenger RNA from Asparagus officinalis (garden asparagus), 1770 nucleotides. RefSeq lists its product as uncharacterized. NCBI's taxonomy places the organism in Eukaryota, Viridiplantae, Streptophyta, Magnoliopsida, Asparagales, Asparagaceae. Bases 1 to 1770 code for a protein of 589 amino acids. The record is from RefSeq and is a predicted model, not a curated record. The transcript has a single exon.